ACGAGACUCCCGCCACCGGCAAACUUGUUGCUCCCUGCCUCAGUUUUGUCUUGCCCGCCUUCCGUCGCACGUCGCCACCGCCGCUUAAUUAUUUCUCUUUUUCGUUUUGUCCCGACGUUUGUUAUCCUUGCUAGCAGCACCCCCUCCCACGUUCCCUUACCCACUCUUCCUCACCCAGCCCCCCCAUCAUCUCAGUUCUUUUCUCUUGGAGAGAUUAGUAUUUCCGCGAUUCGCUUCCCGCUUCAGGAAAGCCCGGCAUCUUUAUCUUACGACACGCCGUGUUCUGCCGGUCGUUCGUCCGGCCCUCUCUGUAUUUUUUCUUGCUUUUAUUUACUCGAUCGCGUCAAAGAAACGACUCGAGCUAAGCUGUACCGUCGUGUAGAGAACAGUCGCCUGGGUCCCAGAGUGUCGUGUCACCAGUGUCGCGUCGUGCCUUUUUUCAUCUUCUGUUUCUUCGGCUCCCGGGUGUCGUCUGCUAUCCCGGUCACCGAGCUGCUUCUGCUCCAUCUGCGCCCAACGACAAGAACCCGGUGUUGACCGCUCCGAACUACCGGGUAUAUCCGGCCUCCGUAGAUGUUGUGUCGGACUGUGCACCGUCUGGAUGUUGUCGCGUUGUGCGAUCGGUAGCGGCCGGACUCACUAAGUGGUCCAGUGCGGUUGCGAAACCAGCACCUCAAAUCCACCUCGAAACCUGCGCCUGCGUCAUCUCCUCCCGGUGUUACCCCGAACGUGUGAGGCCAAGUCAGAAUACGAUGCACAAGCACCGGCACGACAACGCCAUCCCCAACUGCCAUGGGACCAUCUCCGAGUGCGUCUUCUGCUGCGUCUUCCUGACGGCCUUCUCGUCGGCCGUGGUGAUGGACUCGUCCCCGACGUACAACGCGGUCGGCGCCCGCCACCACCCGGCGUCCGUCUACACGUCCUCGGCGUGCGACGACUGCGCGGCUCGCAAACUCGCCGAGCAGGCGAACAGCGCCGAGUACCGGUACGCCCGCAUCGAGCUCAUCAAGCAGCAGAUACUGAAGAAACUCCGCCUCAAAGAACCUCCCAACGUGAGGAUACCGCGGUCCGUGCUGCCUUCCGUGCUCGCUGACAAAGAUCUCCUGCCGGCACCGGCGACGCCGGCAGCAGACGACGAAAGGAACUCUCGAACCCGGGAGGACUUCUACGGUACCAUGCAGACGGCUGUCAUCUUUCCGCAAAACGAUUCCAACGAGUGCGUCACAAGGAGUCCGCACCUGGGCAGCUGCUUCGUAUUCCAGCUGAGCAAUGAGCUGACGAGCCGCAGCGUGGCGCACGCCGAGCUCUGGGUCUUCAAGGACCUGGACCCGUCUUCGUCCACGUCGGCCGUCAACCACACAUUCGUCGUGUCCGAGCUAUCCCAGUCCGACUCGCACCGCAGCAACCGGCAUCACCACCGACAUCAAACGAUGCUGACCAAGAGCGUCAUCGCCUUCGAGAGCAGUUCUCCGAGACCCGAGUGGCUGAGGUUCGACCUGACGAGCCUCGUCGAGCGGUGGGCCCGACGUCGCAGCAACCGUCCCCGGGUCCUGGAAAUCAGCUGCAAGACGUGCGGCAACCUGAGGAACUCUCUGCCUUCGGGGACGCCCGUCGGUUCGAGCGGUGACAAGCAGCCCUUCCUGGUGGUGCGCACCGACCCGAACGCGCCAUCCCCGCACUCGCGCUCCAGGCGCAGCGUGGACUGCAGCUCGUCCAUAUCGCGCUGCUGCCGCGAGUCAUUCUACGUGUCCUUCAAGGAGAUCGGCUGGGACAGCUGGAUCAUCCAGCCGGCCGGCUACUCAGCAAACUUUUGCCGUGGCUCAUGCAUACACGACAUCAGUGUCAACAAGUACCACCACACCACGGUGCUACAGAGGUUCCUGCACAGCGCGGCGGCUGGAGCGGUCAACGACACGCUCAAGCUAAGCCUCUGCUGCACGCCGUCGCGUCUCUCCUCCAUAUCGCUCAUCUUCAUCGACGAAGACCAGGUGCUCAAGCAGAAGAGCCUGCCCAACAUGGUGGUCGAAGCGUGCGAAUGUGCGUGACCAGGUGUGCGGUGCAAAAUGUGUUUUAGGUUAAAAAGUAAAAAAAAGACUGCAUUCCUUUCCGAAACAGAGACUCUGGACUCGUGCUUCGACGAAGUGGCGCUCUCUAUUUUUCUUGAGUGCUAAGCUUACGAUAGACUGCUUUUCGGAGUGCCCACCGACGCAGCAGUAUUUAGCGGAGAUUCUGAAGAUGUGCUCUCUGCAGGUAACAAACAUUCGCGAGGUUAGGCUGCAAUAACGUACACGUGAGAUGAAUCAUAA
Molecule: messenger RNA, 2306 nt
Organism: Rhipicephalus microplus (southern cattle tick)
Lineage: Eukaryota; Metazoa; Arthropoda; Arachnida; Ixodida; Ixodidae
Product: growth/differentiation factor 8
Cellular component (GO): extracellular region
Molecular function (GO): growth factor activity; cytokine activity
Source: RefSeq, a predicted model, not a curated record